AUGGCGAGCGCCCAUCGGGCACAGAGCGAUAUUGUGCCGUUGACGAUUGAUGAGUUAGACGACAUCAUAGCGCGACUGCUGGCGAACUGCGGAAAGAAGCCGGAUAUGCGGGUGCAGUUGGAGGAAGAGGAGGUGAUUCGACUGGUGACUACUGUCCAAGGAGUGUUCAUGAAAGAACCUAUGCUGUUAGAAUUGCAAGCACCGAUUAAGAUAGCGGGAGAUCUGCAUGGUCAGUUCGCUGACCUGCUUCGAUUGUUGCAACACUCAGGAUUUCCUCCUAAACAAAGCUACCUGUUUCUGGGCGAUUAUGUUGACCGAGGAGACAAAUCUGUUGAGGUUAUCAGUCUACUGUUUGCGUACAAGGCUCGAUACCCGAACCGUGUUAGACUGCUGCGAGGAAAUCAUGAAAACAGGUUCAUCAACGUCGUUUAUGGAUUCUACGACGAAUUGCAUGAGAAAUUUGGUGACGUCGGGGGACAACGAGUCUUCGACUGUUUUACUCACACGUUCAGCUGGAUGCCGGUUGCGGCUCUGAUCGAAAAGCGUAUUUUCUGUGUUCACGGCGGCCUGUCCCCGGAUCUGCACUCGUUUGACCAGAUUCGAGAAUGGCCGAGACCAGUGAUAGAUCCGGAAUUUGGAUUAAUCUGCGACAUUCUGUGGUCAGACCCUCGAGCAUUGACUAUGGGUUGGGCGGAAAGCAACCGCGGGAUAUCGUUCACGUUUGGGCCGGAUAUCGUCAAGCAGUUUCGUCAGCGAUUCGGCAUAGACCUGAUCGUUCGAGCCCAUCAAGUUGUUCGAAAAGGCUACGAGUUCCUUCCUGGUAAGGGUCUGGUCACUCUCUUUUCUGCACCCAAUUACUGUAACCUGUUCUACAACGACAGCGCUGUGCUGUGUGUAGACGAAAACCUGUACUGUUCGUUUGACAUCAUGCGGCCGGACGUUUCGCUAAAGCUGGCUUAUCAGCACUAA
Messenger RNA from Soboliphyme baturini, 969 nucleotides. The record is from the annotation of a GenBank genome assembly. NCBI's taxonomy places the organism in Eukaryota, Metazoa, Nematoda, Enoplea, Dioctophymatida, Soboliphymatidae.